This is a messenger RNA of Hibiscus syriacus, 966 nucleotides long. RefSeq names its product replication protein A 70 kDa DNA-binding subunit A-like. The record is from RefSeq and is a predicted model, not a curated record. Gene Ontology annotation, molecular function: nucleic acid binding. NCBI's taxonomy places the organism in Eukaryota, Viridiplantae, Streptophyta, Magnoliopsida, Malvales, Malvaceae. Bases 1 to 966 code for a protein of 321 amino acids. The transcript is spliced from 8 exons.
AUGAGAGGGAAAAGUGGCUCUGAUAGUUGCAAAGAUGUAGACGUGGUGACUGUUCUUCCUGCAUGUUCCACUUCCACAACAGCAGAUUCCAUGGCUGCUUUGCAGAAUGAGCAGCUUAUUCUUGUACUACAGUACAGAACAAGGCUAAAUGUUAACAAACAACCACCGGAUCGGAAAGCUGUGAGAAGAUUGCAUUCAACCUCAGACGUGAUUAUUAUUGUGCUCAAUUUGGAGACUAUAAUUCAAGAGUAUGAAAUUAUCAGGAAUCCAAAAGUUAUUACAGGUUCUGAACCGGAAACUAACAAGUCAUUGCCUAAUAACAACUUGGAGCCUUCUGUGAGGUCCACCAAUAAUAAAUAUAGCGCUCAAGUCCCUUCUGGUAAUGACCAGAGUUUCUGGUUCACUAUUCAACCUGCAUAUCAGCCGCCCCCAAAUUACAAAACACAAGGCACAAUAAUGAUGAAUGAGGCACCAACACACAUUAUUCCCAUUCCUGCUUUGAAUCCUUAUCAGGGACAUUGUGCUAUUAAAGCUCGAUUGACUGCAAAAGGUGAUCUUCGUCACAACAAGGCUAGGGAAGAUGGGAAGGGUAGCUUGAAACUUGCACAAAAGAAUUUCAACCAUUUGAGGAACGAGUGGGAGAUAUUCUUGGAGUCAAAUUCAACCGUGGAGCCUUGCGCUGAUGAAGAUGGCUCUAUUCUGAGUCAACAGUUCUUCAGACCUAUCAGUGAAAUUGAGAGUGCUAAAAACAAUUCUAUACUUGAUGUUAUCGGUAUUGUGAUAUCUGUAAAUCCUUCAUUUCCUAUUUGUGGUAAAAAAGUUAGGUGUUCUACUUCCCAAUCAAAGCAUCGAUUGUUUGUUGGUAAUAUUUCGAGAAGCUGGGGGGAGGAAGACCUAAGGAAGGUUGUGUCAAAGGUUGGUACUGAAGUUACUGGUUUAGAAUUAGUGAAGGAUGUGAAGAACUAA